Molecule: messenger RNA, 5048 nt
Organism: Exaiptasia diaphana
Lineage: Eukaryota; Metazoa; Cnidaria; Anthozoa; Actiniaria; Aiptasiidae
Product: TPR repeat-containing protein DDB_G0287407
Exons: 26
Coding region: 303-4061 (1252 amino acids)
Cellular component (GO): Cul4-RING E3 ubiquitin ligase complex
Molecular function (GO): protein binding
Source: RefSeq, a predicted model, not a curated record
UAGAUUCCAGUAGCUCCCAUCUGAAGCACUACCGUAACCUCAGACCUUCAAGGAGUUUAACCCUUACACAAAWUUACGAGUCGAAAGCAGAUACCACAGGUCUUGACACUGAUUCUUACCUCUAAAGCCGCUGAAGUCUUUAUCAAUUUGGUGAUUUACGAUUCAAAGCAUAAAAUAUUCGCUGUUGUUAGUUAUAAACAGAACAUGUCUUUAUAGUAAGGCAUCAAGAGGAGAUCCUGACUAUAAGUUUUGAAAAUAAAUCGGCGAAAACAUUGUCAGGUGAGAUCGAAAGAACUUCAAACAUGACUUCAAAACAAGAGAAACGUCGUCAAAAGCUCGAGAGAAAGACAGCUCGUGUUUUCUUCAGCUCUCCUUUUGGUGGUCUUGAAGAGGAAAGAGAAGAACUCACAAAGAAAUACUGGCCGCAACUGGAGAGUAUGUGUAACCGCGCAGGUUAUGAUUUCAUCCCUGUUGACCUGAGAUGGGGAAUUACUUCYGAGAUGUCAUCCAGUGCUGUUACAAUCAAAGUGUGUCUGAAUGAGAUGGAUAGAUCUGAUAUGAUAGUUGGAUUCUUUGGACAGCGAUAUGGUUGGCAUGGUGACAAUGAGUUACUUCAGAAAAGUUUUGACGUUGCAGCCGAGUACUACCCAUGGUUGAAUGAAUAYCGAGAGAAGAGCGUCACUGAACUAGAGUACCUACACGGACAUCUGAGGAAUCCUGGGGCGAGGGCCGCAUGCUUCUUCUUUAGAGAUAAGGCUUAUGAUGACAUGAAGUUGAAAGACGCACRGGAAAAAGGCGAUGAAAGGGAGAUCAGGAAAUUURUCGCGUCCACGGACGGUCCCCAUGCGGCCGAGAGGCUGGAUGACUUGAAACAAAGAAUAGCUGCAACUAAAGAUAAGUGUCUGGAUGUCCAUAUGAGCUACACCAAUCCUAAAGAAGGAGCUCGUUUAAUGUUCGAGACAAUAGAGAAGUACUUUAAUGACGUAUUACUAGCUAGACCCAGUCUCCAGCUYACACCACGUGACGAGGAAAAUCUCCAACAUGAAGUCUUUCUAGCUAGUCGUCUUGGAAUGGGCGGAGUCUAUGUGGGUGGAGAYAAGUAUUUUGAUAUGGUUGAUAAGUUUUUGACGAACGCUGAUGACCAUGGGAAGACUAAGACCGCGUUGAUUCUUGGGAGUGCAGGUAGUGGUAAGUCAUGCUUCUUGAGCAACUGGAUCACUCAUCAACAGUCAAUUAACCCUGAUGCUAUCGUGGUCUACCAUUUCAUUGGAUCAACCAGUGGAGGUCGAGAUCCUAGAAUCAUUCUUACUCGACUKGUUGAUGAGCUUCAUGACCAGCUCAGCGAGAAAGUCGUCCAAGAUGAAAGCCUUAAGUCAAGCAAGAAUGACGAAGUCCAUAAUUUGGUUAGAAAACUACACGGUUUGAUGUCUAGAGUCAAGACUGAGGGAUGUAAAGCGUACAUYAUCAUYGAUGCUUUGAAUAAAGUCAAGGAAUCUGGACAAACUAUGAAACCUUUAUACUGGCUGCCCAAGGACUUACCAGACAAUGUGUACUUUAUUUUAUCCACGCUUAUGUCGGACAAAGAGAGCGUGGAAGAACUCAAAGAAAGGGAUUGUCACGUGAUUACAAUGAAACCGCUGGACAUUAAAGAACGCGAAGARAUGGCUUUGGCUGCAUUAAAGAAACGAGGAAAGACAUUUUCAACUGAACAACGAAAUAAAAUAUUCCAGAAACAACAAACUGAAAACCCACUUUACUUGGAGACAUUGCUGAAGGAACUCGUUAGCUUUGGUGAAUUCUUCCAGUUGGACAAGUACAUCGACAGUCUUAUCCAAGCCAACGACACCGUUGGGUUAUUUCUUAAAUUUCUGGAACGACUUGAAAAAGAUUACAAUCCUGACGAUUAUGAUGGCAACAUGACCGAGGAGAUAAUGUGCUGCAUCCAUGUAUCAAGACAGGGUCUGUCUGAGAGUGAAAUCAAAUCAAUACUGAACAUAUCCAAUCAAGCCUGGUCAUCAGUGUUCUUUGCAAUGGAUGACUUUCUUACAGAAAGCAAUGGGCUUUACAGCUUUGCAUACGAUGAGCUUGGCUCAGCUGUUUCGAAACGUUACUUGGAGGACAUCGAAAACAAAACGAGAUACAUAGGGAUUGUCGCUGAUUAUUUCGAAGCAAAGCUAAAGGAACGGAGUGAUCUCUACAAUACAACCAUUCCUGAAAGGGUUUAUAUGGAACUGCCUUACCUGCUGAAGAAGUUAGACGAUAAAGAACGCCUGAUUAAUUGCCUUCUAAAACCUCCCAUGUUCUAUUCGCUUAGAAGUGGUGAAAAUAUGUAUGACUUGAUCAACUACUGGAACUGUACGGSUUUGUCAGGCAAGGAGAUCGUUGAUAGACAUACUAAAGUUAUYGAUGACCAGCUGACGCUGUUUUAUAAUGAAGGCAUUGAGCAGGGACACAGUGGCAAUUAUCCCUUGACAAAGGCAAUUCCGUACGUUUACGAACUGGCUCAGUUUCUUGGCAACGCAGGUCACACUGCUGCAGCUCUACCAAUCACAGAGCGAGUUUUACAGAUGCAGAAAACUGUACAUACUGCUGAUGAAAUAAAAAACGAUCCUGGCGUAGCCUUGGACUAUGUUAAUGUGGCCAAUACUCUAGCCUGUAUGUAUGUAGACACAGAGGAAUUCAGCAAGGGAGAGCAACUACACAAAGAAGUAUUGGAGCUUGAGCAGAAAUACGAAACGGUAUUUGAUGAAGGGAAAAGACAACUAGCUAAAACGUUUAAUGGUCUCGGUGUUCUKAUGUUCAGACAAUCAAAGUGUCAAGAGGCAUUGGAUUAUUACCAGCAAUCAAUAGAUAAACACCGCGAAGGCAAUUCCCCACCACAAGAGGUCGCUGACAUACUUAACAACCAGGGUGCAGUCUACCAUCUUCUAGGCCAGUGGGAUGAUGCCGUCAAAGUAUUCACUGAGUCUCUAGAGAUAUAUGAAGAGGCAUACUUUGGAAGAUUGCCAGCGGACGUUGGUGGAACAAUACUUAACCUUGCCAUGGCUUAUCGUAGACUUGAAAGAUACGAGGAAGCUGAGCCCCUAUACCUUAGAGCAUUGCAAAUACGAGAGAAUGCUUACGGUUUGAACCAUCACGAGGUUGGACAGACAUUACUCAGCUACGCUGCAUUAUGUCUUAACACAAAUCCCGCAAAGGCAGCUGAAAUUUCCAAAAGAGCGGCAGAUAUAUAUGAGGAAAGCUUUGGUCUGGAUCACAUCAAUACAUUGAAUGCAUUGGAGAACAUUGCUUUGGCAUACCUCUUCCUGCAGAAACCACAGGAGGCCCAUCCUUAUUUUAAGAGAGCCGGUGAAAGGAAAGAAGCCACUGACCGCAURGACACUUCGAUCCAACGAAUGAAUGCUGUAAUGGCCGACCACUACUUAAACUCAGGCCAGAACGACGAGGCUCGUUUAUUAUUUCGUCGGAUUGUUAAGGCAAACUUUGCGACUGAUCGUGAUUUUGCAGCACUUGAUUACCUGGACUGUGAGCUUCCUACCAACAAGCGACCAAAAAGACCAAGGGAACAAACGAUAUAUCAUGGCAUUGAGAAAUUUCCCAACAGUGUGAUGAUACUUGGUCGAUUACAAGUUCACUACUCAGAGAAAGGCAAAGCAGAUGAAAUGCUUCAUGUUCUUGAAAAGGGAGAAUUUGGUGUCGAGCAUUACAACAAUGCCUACCAAGCAUUUGUAGAAAAUAAACAUAAGAGAGCAGGAAUCAAGCUUUUGGAAAUAGCACAUGUGAAAUUCCCUAAAGAUACUAUUAUCUUACACAAUCUUGCUUCUGCACAUUUGUCGUAUAAAGACUAUUUAAAAUCAGCGGCUUACUUCAAGAAUUUAUUUGACCUCGACCCCAGUGACGUUACAUGCCUAGAAUCGUACGCAAAGGCCGUUUCAUUGGCUGGUAGACCACAUGAAGCACGCGACCUUUACGAAAAAGCCGUCAAAUUAGCGGAGAAGUCUGAUGACCAUGAGUUGAUUAAAAGACUUCAUGCCUCAAUGAAACUACUGAAUGAGAUGUAACGCCAUGUUAUGUCAAAAACGUCAAUGAAACCCACUGGCACAACGUUGAUAACUGAUGUCAAUCAUAGUAGAAACAAUCACAAUAAGGGAGUAAAUUAGUAAAGCGAUGGGGGUCAGACCCCUUAGAAAAUAACAAUAAUAAUAACAAUAAUCGUUCACGAAAGUAUGGGACAAAAAAUUAUACAAUUGGGCAAAAAAUAGAAAAAUAAAUAAAACAAAAUAUUAAUUUAUAACAAUAAGUCAACAGUGAAAACGGCUACACAGACAGAUGCCAAACGAAAAUGAAAAGGCAAUUUGCAGAGAUGACAUUUUGUGCAACAAGGAAGGUUCGGAAAUGUAGUCCUUUUUGCACUUUUUCGUGACCAAUAGAAGUUCUCAUUUUAGUUGUUUUCGCUUUUUCUCUGCAGAAAUAGAAGUACUUGUGACAUUUCUAUAAAGAAAAUAUAAAAAGGCUUUUAAGGAGAUUUUUUAGACACCAUGCAAAUUGCAAAUUCCAUCAUGCUUUAUUGUAUAAAACAAAUCGACGACGCUUCAGAUUGCCUAUUCACRCGCUGUGAAUUUCAUAUAUCUAUGUCAUGCGCAUCUCAGUCAUACAACUUUACCAAAAAUCAAUGCAGGAUUUAAAAUCGUAGAACAAAAGAAAUCAUUACCUGAAAUGGCACAUGUGAAAACUAAACUUUUAAGAAGAUAGAUUAGUACUCCUUUACCUGCGUGAGAAUAUGGUUGAAUAAAAUUAUGCAAUUUGAUUGUCUUGAGGAGUGGUAUUCAUCCUUGAUAAUGGCAUUUUAAAUUGCACAAUUUUAUUCAACAUUUUAUUUGCUUCGCUCGUAAAAUUUUGUUCGACAAUUUUGAAACAUCAAGCGUGGUAUCUAUCCCAAAUACCACUACAAAACAUGCUAUUACCUAUACAAAUACACCGUUAUUUAACGUAAUACGCUUUAAAUUGUGCACAUGUUUUCUUAUCAGUGUAUUAAAAAAAUAACACCU